AUGAUGCCCGUGGAAAAACUUACACUAGACAACGUCGAACUCAAAAGCCAAAGGAAUGGAAGGCGUGCCAGUAAGUGUAUCCAGAAGAUUACCGGGUAUUGGAGGAUCAGAGGCUAUGAGCGGCUCAGUGGGACUGGUCGGAGACGGAAGACUACUCGGUUGGCGUUAGGUGCGGCCGGUUCGAACCGGAGAAGGCGGUUCUUGAGGAUAAAGGUUACUCCCAAGCUGAAGUUAAAGCUGAAGCUGAAGCUGAAGCUCCGAUUUUCGCCCAAGAAGUUCUUCUGUGGCCUGAGGGACGCUUACGUGAACACGAUGCUGAGGUUUGCUAAUUCCAGAGUGAUCAAUGGUGGUGGUGGUGGUGGUGGGAUUGUUGGGGAUGAGAGGAUGAUCAUUCAGAUCUACAAAUCAAUUGUGAUGGCUCAGGGCCAAUUGGUGCCCUUUGAUGCAGCCAGAAUUGGCACCGAGAUGGUCUGCCACCGGUAA
Messenger RNA from Ilex paraguariensis (yerba mate), 483 nucleotides. NCBI's taxonomy places the organism in Eukaryota, Viridiplantae, Streptophyta, Magnoliopsida, Aquifoliales, Aquifoliaceae. The record is from the annotation of a GenBank genome assembly.